This is a messenger RNA of Fusarium proliferatum ET1, 1113 nucleotides long. RefSeq lists its product as uncharacterized. The transcript has a single exon. The coding region runs from base 1 to 1113 and encodes 370 amino acids. NCBI's taxonomy places the organism in Eukaryota, Fungi, Ascomycota, Sordariomycetes, Hypocreales, Nectriaceae. The record is from RefSeq and is a predicted model, not a curated record.
AUGCCUCGAAAGCUAGUGACAGUCCGCCAUGUCUCGGCUAUAACAGCCAUCCCGCGGGCAGACCGUAUUGCGGCUGCCACUGUCGACGGUUGGACGUGCGUCGUUCCCACCAACAUCUUUAAAGCCGGGGAUCGCGCUGUAUUCUUCGAAAUAGACUCGCUUCUACCGGCCACGGACCCGCGAUUUGCUCCUCUGGCGCCGAAGAUCAUCGGGCCGGGCGGUCCCACUUCCGCACCGGAUAUCCGGGUCCAGACUAUUCAGAUUCGGGGCGUGUUGUCGCAGGGGCUUCUAUUGCCUUUGGCCGACUUUCCGGAAAUAGUUGCUAAACUGGAUGGAAUUCCAUCAGACAAGCUACGGGACAUCUCAUUUGAGGACAUUCUCAACGUGAGGAAAUUCGAGAAGCCUGCCAUACCACUUCACCAGACUUCGACGUCAGACGCACCUUUGCCUGAAUAUCCUGACUUUAUACCACGAACAAAUCAGGAGCGCGUGCAGAACCUCACAGAUGUAUUCAGUGAGCAUGGUACUGAGAUAUUUGAGGAGUCGACCAAGAUGGACGGCUCAUCCACGACAGUCUUUUACCUCAACGACGGUAACCCUCUCGCCAAGACAGUCCCUAGCGAGACGAGACAUAACGGCGUGGCAGUUUGCUCGCGGAAUCGUAUUCUGGUGGAGAAUCAUCCGCGAAUCCCGCCUCUCUUUUACGCCACCGCGCGGGCACUCAACCUCCACGAGAAACUGCCCAAGAUCGGGCGUAACAUAGCUCUACAGGGUGAACUUUGCGGGUCGAGCAUACAGAGUAAUUUUGAAGGAUUUCUCAAGGGAACACAUUGCUUUUUUCUCUUCGCAGUGUAUGAUAUUGAUGAGCAGCGAUACCUACCACCAAGGGAGGUGUAUAAGAGGUGGGCACCACUACUGGGCGUUGAGCACGUGCCUGUCCAUGGAUACCGGCCACUGAACGAGAUGGGUUCGCAGAUCACAGAUCUAGUUGAUCGAGCGGAAGGGAGGGGAAUAAAUGGGCGGAAGAGGGAGGGGAUUGUGUUCAAGCGCGAGGAUGGGCAGUUCAGCUUCAAGGCGAUAUCCAACUCUUACCUGCUCACACAUGGAGAGUAG